Molecule: messenger RNA, 1578 nt
Organism: Aspergillus heteromorphus CBS 117.55
Lineage: Eukaryota; Fungi; Ascomycota; Eurotiomycetes; Eurotiales; Aspergillaceae
Product: cytochrome P450
Exons: 2
Coding region: 1-1578 (525 amino acids)
Molecular function (GO): oxidoreductase activity, acting on paired donors, with incorporation or reduction of molecular oxygen; monooxygenase activity; iron ion binding
Source: RefSeq, a predicted model, not a curated record
AUGGCUCUCUGGGCCGCGGGGGUGCGCGUCCUGACGCGGCAUCUGGGCAUCCAGCCCGAGUCGUCGGCCGUCCUGCUCGGGGAGAUCAUCGGCUCCUGGCUCGUCCUCAACGCGCUGCUCCUUGGGCUGAAGACAUGGUACCGCCGCCGAUACAGUCCCUUCCGGGAUAUCCCCGGCCCCGAGCCCGGCCCCUGGCUCUACGGCCACGCGUUCGACAUCUUCGACGAGCCGCUGGGCCGCCGGAUCACGGACUGGGGGAACGCGCAGGCGUACCCGCACGGGCUGAUGCACUUCUUCGGGCUCUUUGGGGUCUCGUAUCUGGUGCCCACAAGCCCCGCGGCCCUGGCGGAGGUGCUGAGCACGCGGGCCUACGACUACGUCAAGCCCGCCGGGUUCAAGCGCUUUACGCGGCGGUUCUGGGGCCAUGGCAUCGUGUCGCAGGAGCAGGAGGAGCACCGGCUGCAUCGGAAGACCUACCAGGCGGUCUUCAACCAGGGCAACAUCGCCCAGGCGCGAGGGCCGCUCUCGACCAAAUCCCGGCAGCUGGUGGACCGCAUCCACGGGCUGUGCGCGCCAUCCCCGUCGCAUUCGGCGAUCGUCCCCGUCACCCAGCUGACGGCGAGGGUGUCGCUGGACGUCACGGGCCUCAUCGCCCUCGGGGUCGACUUCGAGACCAUCCUCGACCGGAACCCGCAGGUCCUGGAGGCGCACGAGGCCCUGUUCGCCGGCUCCCGCGACAAGCGGACGCUCUUCGCCCUGUACAACGCCGCACCGCGCUGGCUCGGGGGCCUGAUCCCCCUGCGCGUCGCCCGGCGCAUGGAUGAGGCCAGCCGGGUGCUCCGUGGCGCCUGUCGGCAGGCGAUCCGGUCUCGCGCCGCCGUCAAGGCGAACGGGCAGCGCCUGGACUUUGUCGCGCACCUGGUGCAGCAGGGGCUGUACGACGAGGAGGCCGCCAUCUCCCAGAUCAUGGUCAUCCUGGGGGCGGGCUACGAAAGCACGGGGGGCACGCUGGCCUGGAUCCUCUACUGCCUGGCCACGCACCCGGACAGCCAGGCGGCGCUGCGCCAGGAGGUGCGGUCGAGGUCGAGGCCGAUGGACGAGUCCGACUACGAGGCGCUCCCCCUGCUGAACGCCGUCGUGCUGGAGGCGACGCGCCUCUACCCGGCCUUCUCGUUCCUGCUGCGCAAGACGAUCCGGGCGACGGCCAUCAGCGGGCGGGCGAUCCCCCGGGGGACGUACGUGGCGCUGUGCCCGCACAUGGUGAAUCACGCCCGUCACCUCUGGGGGCCCGACGUGGAGGCGUUUCGCCCGGAGCGCUGGGUGGAUCGGUCGAGCCCGGCAGGCCCCAAACUGGAUGCCACGGGGGGCGCGUCCGCGGCCGUGUGCAUGCUGUCCUUCUUCUCCGGCGCCCGCAGCUGCGUGGGACGGGCGCUGGCGCUGGCCCUGAUGAAGCGGCAGGUCGCCCUGCUGGUCGACCACUUCCAGCUGGACCCCGUGGGGGGGACGCCCCAGGCCUCGGGGCUGUUCGCCACCAGUCCACCGGCGGAUCUGCACGUCCGGUUCACGCAGGUCCGGUAG